UUUUUUUUUCUUAACUUCCCAUCAAUGCUGAAUCUGCACCGGGUCGGGUUUUAGCGAAGAUCAACAUGAAUUGUUGUUGUAAACUAUACCGAACCAUAUCGGAUUAAAUCAGCACUAGAGAGGCAGGCAAAAUGCAGGUUUCCAGAAGUAGGCAGUUGAUUUGUGUUUCAUCCGGAGCUUCUAUGCCUUUUCUUCGCUCGGGGAAGUACAGCAGCCUUUCCCUUCAUUGUGUGUCUGCAAAUGGAAACGCUGCAAGUGAGCUGAGGCGAAAAAGAGGCACAUUUGUUAGCUUUGCCACCAAAUAUAGAAGCGAGACUUAUUAUGUAGAGAAAUGGGGGGGUAGAAAAGAGGAGGAGGAGGAGGAGGAGGAGGAGGUUGAGGAGGCAUGGAAGGGCGCCAUAAUUGUGAAGAGGAGCGUGGGGCAUAUGGAAUACAGCACCACUCUCGAGAGAGUGGGCCUGUCCAAUUUAUCCUCACACGUAUCGAAGUCGACGGCAGAGUCAAUGGGCCUGGCCAUGGCCACCAGAGUAUCCACAGAUUAUUCCCCUCCCACGGGAACGCCCCUCCUCGUCUCGCUUGAUACCACUCGAAAAAAAACGGGAGAUUUGCUCCUCCAUGGACUUAUUCGCACAUUCAUAUCUUUACCCUGCAACAGGUGCGCAGAGCAAGCUGCCCACCGUGUAUUCUCAAAUUUCUGUUUGCUACUUCAUGAAAAGCCUUUGAAAGAACCAGACCAAAUGACAAAGGUAAAUUCGGGUGAUUUAGACAAUGAUGAGGACGAGGAAGAAGAGUUGGACCAAAUGUAUUUUCCAUUAGAAGAGAAAGAAAUAGAUAUCUCGAAAUAUAUUCGUGAUAUUGUGCACCUUGAGGUUACUGUCGAUUCUGUCUGUGAUCAUAAUUGCAAAGGAUUGUGUCUCAAGUGCGGAACUAAUUUUAACAAGAGCACCUGCAAAUGUAGAGCCCAAAAGAAAGCCAUACUAUAUGAACCAUCACAAAUAUUGAAGAAACAAAUGCAGCAAAGGUGAUGGUAUACGGUAUACCAAUGUACAAAGAAGGUAUAUUUACGAAGAAUAUGUAUUUCAAAGGAUAUUAAAUAAUAGAUACCAUAAUAUCAUCAUAAAAGUUGCAUGAUU
Molecule: messenger RNA, 1133 nt
Organism: Cryptomeria japonica (Japanese cedar)
Lineage: Eukaryota; Viridiplantae; Streptophyta; Pinopsida; Cupressales; Cupressaceae
Product: large ribosomal RNA subunit accumulation protein YCED homolog 1, chloroplastic
Exons: 2
Coding region: 132-1025 (297 amino acids)
Source: RefSeq, a predicted model, not a curated record